AUGGCAGGGGCGGGUGGAUGGCAGGGGCGGGUGUUGGCAGGGGCGGGUGGAUGGCAGGGGCGGGUGAUGGCAGGGGCGGGUGUUGGCAGGGGCUGGUGUGGCAGGAGUGGUUGGGCAGGGGCUGGUGGAUGGCAGGAGUGGUUGAUGGCAGGGGCGGGUGUUGGCAAGGGCUGGUGGAUGGCAGGAGUGGUUGAUGGCAGGGGCGGGUGGAUGGCAGGGGCGGGUGUUAGCAGGGCAAGCCCUAGUGUGGCACAGACUUCAGCCAGCCCUAGUGUGGCACAGACUUCAGCCAGCCCUAGUGUGGCACAGACUUCAGUCAGCCCUAGUGCAACACAGACUUCAGCAACUCUUAGUGUAGCACAGACUUCAGCCAGCCCUAGUGUAGCACAGACUUCAGCAAGCCCUAGUGUGGCACAGACUUCAGUCAGCCCUAGUGUAGCACAGACUUCAGUCAGCCCUAGUGUGGCACAGACUUCAACAAGCCCUAGUGUGGCACAGACUUCAACAAGCCCUAGUGUGGCACAGACUUCAACAAGCCCUAGUGUGGCACAGACUUCAACAAGCCCUAGUGUGGCACAGACCUUCAGCGAGCCAAAGUAUGACAGAACUCUAGCAACCACUUUACUGCUCUCUCCUCCCACAGUUUGUCAUUAUUACUUUACUAGCCUUCUAUAA
Procambarus clarkii (red swamp crayfish) is the source of this 675-nucleotide messenger RNA. Lineage: Eukaryota; Metazoa; Arthropoda; Malacostraca; Decapoda; Cambaridae. The record is from RefSeq and is a predicted model, not a curated record.